This is a messenger RNA of Staurois parvus, 555 nucleotides long. NCBI's taxonomy places the organism in Eukaryota, Metazoa, Chordata, Amphibia, Anura, Ranidae. The record is from the annotation of a GenBank genome assembly.
ACAGUGCUGAAAGGUGGGGCUCUGCAAGGCACCUACAGACUGAAACAAUUCCACUUUCACUGGGGAUCCUGCGAAGGGCAAGGCUCCGAGCACACCGUGGAUGGAGUGAAAUAUGAGUCAGAGCUGCACUUGGUACACUGGAAUACUAAAUAUGGCAGUUUUGGUGAAGCCGUAAAGCAUUGCGAUGGUCUUGCAGUAGUUGGUGUCUUUCUAAGGGUGGGAGAGGCCAGGCCACAGUUGCAACCAGUGAUUGAUGCCUUAAAAUUAAUUCCAACAAAGGGAAAAGAGGCUCCUUUCCACAACUUUGAUCCUUCAGGGUUGCUUCCAAAUUCUCUGGAUUUUUGGACUUAUCAAGGAUCUCUGACGACUCCACCACUACUGCAGUGUGUAGUCUGGAACGUCCUAAGGGAGCCCAUCACUGUGAGCAGUGAACAGCUGUCAGCACUUCGAGGCCUUUACUUUAACGAUGAGCAUGACACUCCCUGCCACAUGGUUGACAACUAUCGUCCACCACAGCCACUGAAGGGUCGUCCCGUUCGAGCAUCAUUCCAUUAG